UACAGAAAUCAUAGCAAGGACAAUAAAGUGUCCUUACCCAGCUGCAAAAAAUGAACACAACUGCAAGACUGUGGCUGUGCUGUCUGUACCUGCAAGCCAUUUCCUCACCAGUGUUUUCUUCUGACUGGGAGGCAGAGGUUGUCCCCAAAAUUAAAGCACUGACCAGUUCCUGUGUGGUGAUACCCUGCACUUUUACUCACCCCGGGCAUGAAAUGUCGACUUCACGACUCAGGGGCGUCUGGCAUGAAAAGGACAAUUGGAAUAAUAAAAUCUACUAUGAAGAUCAAACGAAGGUGGUGGACAAUUUCAAAGGUCGCACAAAGCUUGUGGGACAACUUGGGAAAGCCAACUGUUCCUUGGAGAUUGAUGAAAUUAAAGACCAUGACAAUGGCCCAUAUUGCUUCAGGAUUGAAAUUGACAGCAUGGACAAAUUUUCCUUUGUGGAACAAUGCGUGAUAAUCAGCAUGAUGGCAGAACCACAGCCACCCAAACUGACUUAUCUCAAGGAUUGCGAAGAAGGGACUCCCUUCCCCAUUAUUUGCUCUGUCACUCACACCUGCCCCUCGUACGUCCCAAAACUCUCUUGGAAAGACGUUCCCGACAAACAAGUCAUUGUGUCUCACAAGGACAACAGCCAUGGGAACUGGGAGACAGAGUCCAUCCUCACGAUCACCCCGACGGAAGACGACGACCACAGAGAAAUCACAUGUAUGGCCUCCUUCCACGGAGGAAAGACGUCAGAGACCUCCUUCACUCUCAACGUAAAACGUAAGGCAAACAUGCUCCACAUUAUCAUCCCUGUAACAGCAGCAGUGGGGACAGCAGUCAUUUUUGGUGGACUGUGCAUUCUGAUGAGGAAAAAAUAUAUGAGACGUAUACAGGACCUUCAGAGCAGAGGCGAUAAUGGAACACGCCCUGAUGAUUACAAUGGUGGGCCGCCACGACCUGAAAAGAGGCGAUCUAUUUGGAGUAGGUUUUCUAGGAGGGAACCUUGCAACUCUGCUGACACGAGCGUUGGUUACAGGGCCAACAAUGUGACAGCAGGUGGAGCGGAUAUGAAGGUUUCCAAACCCCGCUGCCCCUCUCCUAAAAGUACCCAGAAAUCUGCCAAUGUCAAGUCUGUGAACAGCUAUGAAUGUGGUGGGAACGAUAUCUACACCAAUACUGCCGAUCUCAACGUAUAUGGAAACUUGUAG
Megalops cyprinoides (Indo-Pacific tarpon) is the source of this 1196-nucleotide messenger RNA. RefSeq names its product myelin-associated glycoprotein-like. The transcript has 12 exons. The record is from RefSeq and is a predicted model, not a curated record. NCBI's taxonomy places the organism in Eukaryota, Metazoa, Chordata, Actinopteri, Elopiformes, Megalopidae. The coding region runs from base 51 to 1196 and encodes 381 amino acids.